Menidia menidia (Atlantic silverside) is the source of this 1734-nucleotide messenger RNA. The record is from the annotation of a GenBank genome assembly. NCBI's taxonomy places the organism in Eukaryota, Metazoa, Chordata, Actinopteri, Atheriniformes, Atherinopsidae.
AUGGCGGCGCAUCUGAAAAAGCGAGUUUAUGAAGAAUUUUCCAAAGUUGUCCAGAUCCCCCAUGAAGAGGCUCCAGCCAAGAAGCUGCGUCUGUCCAAACCCAGCAAGUCCGCAGCUCUGCACGUCGACCUCUGCAAAGCCACCAACUCCACCGAUGCCCUGCAGUACCUGCUGCAGUUCGCUCGCAAGCCCGUGGAGGCCGAGAGCGUGGAGGGCGUGAUCCGGAUCCUGCUGGAGCACUACUACAAGGAGACUGAUAACUCGGUGAGGCUGAAGAUCGCCUCCCUGCUGGGUCUGCUCUCCAAAACUCACGGCUUCAGCCCCGACUGCAUCGUCGACGACGCCAUCAACACCCUCGGCAACGAGAAGUCCCAUCAGGUCCUCGCCCAGCUGCUGGACACCCUUCUGGUCAUCGGAGCGCAGCUGCCCGAGAGUCCUGCUGUCAGACUGAGGCUCAUAGAGGUGGCCUGCAAGCACCUCUCUGAUACGUACUUCGGGGUGAGAAACAAGUGCCUCCAGCUGCUGGGCUGUGUCGGCAUGGUGGACGCUCCUCUGACCAAAGACAGCGAAGCUCCCGGCACAUCCUCAGCACCAGGAGGAGGGAGGGACGUCCAGGGCAUCAUAAGCGAGUACUGUUCGGACCAGGACCCCAGAGUGCGCACGGCAGCCCUCAAAGCCAUGCUUCAGCUUCACGAAAGAGGGAUGAAGAUCAAUCAGAUCAUCUAUGAGCAGGUCUGCCGGCUGCUGUCAGACGACUACGAGCAGGUUCGCUCUGCCGCCGUACAGAUGGUCUGGGUGCUCAGCCACCUGUACCCCGAGAGCAUCGUGCCCAUCCCGUCGUCCAAUGAGGAGAUCCGGCUGGUCGACGACGCCUUUGGGAAGAUCAGUCACAUGGUCAGCGACGGCUCCUGGAUGGUCCGGGUCCAGGCCGCCAAGACCCUGGGUUCGAUGCAGCAGGUCAGCCCUCACUUCCUGGAACAAACUCUGGACAAGAAGCUGAUGUCGGAUCUGAGAAGAAAGCGAACGGCCCACGAACGGGCCAAGGAGCUGUUUGCCUCGGGGGAGUUUUCCUCCGGCAGGAAGUGGGCGGACGACGCUCCCAAAGAGAGGCUGGACUCCAACACCGUCAACCUGAUCGCCUCGGGGGCCUGCGGGGCCUUCGUCCACGGCCUGGAGGACGAGAUGUUCGAGGUCCGGAUCGCGGCGGUGGAGGCGCUCUGCCAGCUGGCCCGCUCCUCGCCCAGCUUCGCGGAGAAGUGUCUGGACUUCCUGGUGGACAUGUUCAACGACGAGAUCGAGGAGGUCCGGCUCCAGUCCAUCCACGUGCUCCGGCAGAUCUCCACCCACAUCACGCUGAGGGAGGACCAGCUGGACACCGUGCUCGCCGUGCUGGAGGACUCGUCCCGGGACAUCAGAGAGGCGCUCCACGAGCUGCUGUGCUACACCAACGUCUCCACCAAAGAGUGCAUCCAGCUGGCCCUGCUGGAGCUGCUGAAGAACCUCAGCAAGUACCCCACCGACCGCAACUCCGUCUGGAAAUGUCUGAAGUUCCUGGGCUCCCGCCACCCGACGCUGGUUCUGCCGCUGGUCCCUGAACUGCUCAGCACUCAUCCCUACUUCGACACCCCGGAGCCGGACAUGGACGACCCGGCCUGUAUCCUCCAGAGCCGGCGGCCGUUGUGUGCUUUGUUGUUUGCUCUGCAGGGUUCGAAACUCGUGGGAAUUUGGUUUUAG